Guyanagaster necrorhizus is the source of this 1505-nucleotide messenger RNA. Its product is annotated as DEAD-domain-containing protein. Gene Ontology annotation, cellular component: cytosol. Gene Ontology annotation, molecular function: ATP binding; RNA helicase activity; nucleic acid binding. NCBI's taxonomy places the organism in Eukaryota, Fungi, Basidiomycota, Agaricomycetes, Agaricales, Physalacriaceae. The transcript has 5 exons. The record is from RefSeq and is a predicted model, not a curated record. The coding region runs from base 32 to 1384 and encodes 450 amino acids.
CUUUUUUUUUUUCAUUUUGAGCUUCGUCGACAUGCCAUCUCUAGAGGAAGCCGAAACUUCAUCGUCGCCAAAUGCCUCCUUCAAAUGCCUUGGUCUCAUUGACCCUCUGCUGCAAGCAGUGGAACAGAUGAAAUUCACAACACCGACCGCCAUCCAGGUCCAAGCAUUACCACCAGCUCUCAAGGGACGAGAUAUCAUUGGUGUAGCUGCUACUGGCUCCGGAAAGACGGCAGCUUUUGCUCUGCCCAUUCUACAAAAACUCUGGGACGACCCCAAAGGCCUCUUCGCCUGUGUAAUAGCACCCACACGUGAACUUGCUUUCCAGAUAUCCGAACAGUUCGAAGCUCUGGGGUCAGCUAUGGGUGCUCGUUGUGCAGUUUUGAUUGGCGGGGUUGACACUAUAUCACAGUCUGUGGCUCUGGCAAAACGACCCCACAUCAUUGUUGCCACCCCUGGACGCUUGAGUUAUCAUUUGGAGAACACAAAGGGCUUUAACCUUAGAAGUCUUAAAUACCUGGUUUUGGACGAGGCAGACCGUCUCUUGGAUAUGGAUUUUGGCCCUGUAAUCGACAAAAUAUUGAGGGUCAUACCGAAAGAGAGAACGACAUACCUCUUUUCCGCCACAAUGACGACCAAAGUUGAGAAGCUGCAAAGGGCGAGUUUGCAGAAUCCUGUACGCGUUGAAGCAUCAUCAAAAUAUCAGACAGUCUCAACGCUGCUUCAAUAUUACUGCCUAAUGCCAUUGAAAGAUAAGGAUACAUAUCUCAUUUCUCUAGUGAACACCCAGUCACAAAAUUCAAUAAUUGUCUUUACACGGACAGUGCACGAUGCGGCUAGGGUCUCUAUUAUCCUUCGGACGCUUGGAUUCCCUGCGGUUCCUUUACAUGGAAAGCUUACCCAAAGUCAACGUCUUGGAGCGCUAGGGAAAUUCAAAAGUGGUGGACGCAGCAUCCUCGUAGCCACAGACGUUGCUAGCCGAGGGUUGGACAUUCCGUCCGUCGACAUCGUUAUCAAUUUUGAUAUUCCCACUCAUUCGAAAGAUUACAUCCACCGUGUUGGACGCACCGCUCGGGCUGGUCGUGCCGGCAAAGCGAUUACGCUAGUGACACAGUACGAUGUGGAACUACUGCAGCGUAUUGAGCAGGUGAUCGGGACCAAGAUGGAACUCUGGCCCACGGAUGCAGAAGAAAUAGCACUGCUCAAGGAGAGAGUUAAUGAAGCUGGAAGAGUUGCGAUCAGCGAACUCAAGGAACAAAGUUCAAAGGAUGGCGGGCGCAAGCGACGACGUGGUGGAGAGGGAUAUACUCGUGACGACGGAGAUAGGGAUGACGAUGUUAUGGAGGCUGGUAUACCUCAGCAGCAUAAAAAAAGUAAGCGGAGGUGAUAUCCAAUUAUAUGCUUUUCCCGUGUUGGCCUUUUGAUGUGCUCUAUCCUGUCGGUAUGUAUGUAUCGUUGUACCAUAAUUCAGUACCGAAUUUUUAAAUAUUUAAUUGGGAUGUGCUAGC